GAGCAGAUCUCGCCGUGUUUUUUUUAAGGGAUGAAAGCGCCAGCAUGAGAUGGGCUGUUCCGGGCUUUAAAAAAAAAAAAGGAGAAAGGAUUUUAAUUUUUGUCAAGUAAAAACGAAAAAAAAAAGAGACUUAUUUUCAUUGCAUCGGGAGUUUGGGGAGUGUCGCGCAUGUGGACGAGAGGCUGGGUGUCUCUGUGUGUGUGUGAGCGACGCUUGCUCGGAGUUUCAGUUCAACUGAUGUGUUUUUUUUUUCCCCCUGCUGCUGCUACAAGAGGCUGCUUUGUGAAGCCAGGGCGACGGAAGAGAAGUGCUCUUGGGCUGCAGCUCAGACAUAAACGGAUCUGGAUACACGGGGAGAGAGAAGCAGACACUGUAUCGGCGCUGCGCCCAGACUUGUAGCCGGUGGCCGACUGGGGAGCAGGACUGCUGGGGGACACCGGGCUCCGUGUCGGCGCUAGGGCUCUGAACUUGGAGCCCUUCCUCUGAAGUGGUCUUGCCUGGACUUUGGAGAGGAUUAAUUCAAGCUUGUAUUUUUUUUUUCAUCUCGUUUCCCUCCCCCCUCUCUGUGCGACGAUCGUGAGAUCGAUGGGAUAGAUGUAUAUCCACAAAACGGCAAAAAAAAACAACAACAAACAACAACAACAAACACGCACACACGCUGGAUCGAUCUCGUAGCCUGUGAUCAUUUAAAAAUAUUUUUUCUAGGUGGGGGAAAAAAAAAGUAUCGCUGUGUUCCGUGCGUGUCGGAUUUCGUGGUGUUUGAAAAUGAUUUCUGCACACCCCACGUAGUUACGACUCGCUGGUACCUGCUGAAAGUUGGUACUGACGUGAUGUUUUGUAAGAUAACUUGUUAUUUUUAGCAUCUGGGGAGAGCUUUGUAAGCUUUCCUUAUUCUGAUUGUGGUGGUUGUUUUUUUCUGGUGGUUCCACUGGGAGAAAAGGAACGGACACGAUUUUUUUUUGUAUUUUUUUUUUUUAAAUCUGCUAAAACAUGGGAUCUUUGAAGGCACUUCAGGAGUGGUGUCGCAUACAGUGCGAAGGUUACCCCGGCGUGGAAGUCAGAAACAUGACCUCGUCCUUCCGAGACGGGAUGGCUUUCUGUGCCAUAAUUCACAAGCACCGACCCGACUUGAUGUGGAGGACUGAUGGGAAGAGACGGGCUGUCACCUUAAUCCGCUGGCAGGCCUCCAGCCCGUCGCUGUGGAUUAAGAUCUCCCGCAGCCAGUCCAGCACGGGGCAGCAGCUCUGCCAGCUGAGCGACGAGGGUGGAAUGAAGGAUCUGAUCCUCUCUCUUCCCUCUGUCCAGGCGUUCGAGGUGGCGGAGUCGGAGCUGGGCAUCCCUGCUCUGCUGGACCCCGAGGACAUGGUGUCCAUGAAAGUGCCCGACCGCCUCAGCAUCAUCACAUACAUCUCCCAGUACUACAACUACUUCACCAGCAAGAGCCACGGUACUGUCCAGUGUCACUCCGGUACAGUUAGCGAUCCCUUUGUGGAGACCAUCUGGAGUCACUCGGGUACAGUCGGCAAUCUCCUUGCUGAGACGGUCCGGUGUCACUCUGGUACAGUUAGCGAUCCCCUUGCGGAGACCGUCUGGAGUCACUCCGGUACAGUUGCCGAUCCCCUUGCGGAGACGGUCCGGAGUCACUCCGGUACAAUCGGCGAUCCCCGUGCACAGACGGUCCAGAGUGACUCCAGCACACGGGCCCCGUUGCCAAAUUCUGCCCUGCAGUGGACGGUGCAGAUCGCUGGCGUCUCUCCAGCUUGCGUCAGUUCCAGACCCAGACCCAGAGUCAGAGUCUGCGCGGCUGACCCCCCCCCUCCUCCUCCUCCUCCUCCUCUCUCCCUCCCCGUCUCUCUGCAGGCUGCGCAGCCGGGGGCAGACGACCAAUCGAAACGCAGCACCAUGAGCAGCACCUGCGCAGCCUGCCAGAAGCACGUCCACCUGGUGCAGAGGUACCUGGCCGACGGCCGGCUGUACCACCGCAACUGCUUCAGGUGCAGGCAGUGCAGCAGCACCCUGCUGCCUGGGUCCUACCGAGCGGGCAGCGAGGAAGGGUCCCUCGUCUGUUCGCACCACUUCGGGAAGCCCCCAGCCAAUCAGAACGGCCGGCCGGACCUCAGCAAGGGCGGGCGAGGGGGCGGGACGAUGACGGCGACGCCCAGGGGAGGGGCCAGACCUGAGACCCCGCCUUCUGGGAGGGGCCAAGCACAGACUCUCCCCGUGGGUGGGCUGCCCGAGAGGGUGCCUGUGCUGGAUACAAGGGAGAGUUCGGGAUCGCAGGACAAGGAAAAAGGGGGGGAGGUGGAGGGGAAGGAGAAGGACAAAGAGGCAGAGAGCAAACCCCAACCCGCCGUGCCCCCGAAUCCCUUCGAGGAGAGCGAGGACGAAGGAGAGCAGACGGAGAAAGGC
Lepisosteus oculatus (spotted gar) is the source of this 2409-nucleotide messenger RNA. Lineage: Eukaryota; Metazoa; Chordata; Actinopteri; Semionotiformes; Lepisosteidae. The record is from RefSeq and is a predicted model, not a curated record.